AUGACUGAUGAAAUUGUCAAGUCGGAUAAUGCCGAAGAUGGCGAUAAGGUAGCCAAAGAUACAAAGGUCGAUACCGAAACGAAGGAAACGAAAGAAACAAAACCGAGAACUGUAUCAUUUAAUAGGGACGUACAUGUGAAAAGAUUCGAUAAACCGCGCGCAACGCGUACCACAUCAUCUGACCAACCCAAGUCCAUCAGAAAAGAACCAUUCACACAUUUAUCAGAAAAGGAACUCAUUGAAGAAGCUAACAAAGUACGCGCCCAGGCUGAAGGCAUCACUUGUACUUCUGAUCAUCCACCUGAGAAGUUCUUCUCUUUACCACAUAGAAGAAAAAAGGACAAUAAGAUCGGAAGAAGGAACAGCGACGAAGGUGCCCCUGAGAAAACUCCUCUAGGACGAUCCACCAGUGAUGUAAGCAACAAAAGGAGAAAAGAACGAACUUCACUAUCUACGCUGUUCAGAAGAGCACAAAGUGGUAAAGGUUCUGAUGUACCAGUUGUUGUUGCCACAAAACCUGUUGCAAUUGUCCAGAGAAGUAAAAGUGACGUGUCCGAUCUAAAGUCUAACACAACACUAACCACGCAGAACAAACCAAUUCGUAAAAGAUCGGGCAGCGAAACUGAGGAGUUCCUUAAGUCAUUAAGAAAUAAGAAGUCACAGUUAUCACCCAUCAUAGAAAGUUCACCCAGAGAAGAUUACUUCAAGAAAACGUCUCCCCUUGACCUGUACCAGAAACAAAAUUCUGCUCAAAAAGAAAAUAAUUCUGAGAAGGAGAAAACAGAAAACAAAAAGGUUAAUCCUGUUGAAAAGCCUCCUAGGUACAAAGCUCCUGAAAAACCUGAACCAAAAGCACCCUCUAGAGCUAAAAAGGGUAAAUCACAAGAGAAGGAGAAAGAGAAAUCACCACAAAUCAGUGCCACACCUAAACGAAAAACUGAUGUGAAAAAGACAAUUCUUGUGGAUGAAAUUGACUCGACCAAAAGUAAAGACACAAAUUCUGCUGAUGUUAAAGACAGAAUCAAAGAUAGUAUAAGGAAAAUUGAAGAAAACGUUUAUGGUGAUAAAGAAAUGAUACAUAGCAGUCAGCAACCGCCGGACAAACCGCCUUUGACUCGAGGGCAUACUGUAGAUCACUUGGUGAGAAUUUUAAAGGAAGACCAAUCGUCACCGCCACCUAAAUCUCAUUUGAUUGCACCUCCCAACGGAACUAACGUAAAUCAACCAUUUUCUUACAUCAAACCAAGUAUCAGCCCUGAUCCUAAUCUUUUUGUGAGGAACACUAGUCCUGAUAGAGUACCGUCACCAGUCAACAAGAUGGAUAAGGGGGUGGUGUAUGCUCACGUGGUGAGAGAUCACGACACACACAUCAACAGAUUAAACAAACAAACAGUACAUAAAACUUAUUCUCCGUCCAAAGAAAAGUAUGGAAACUUCUCCGAUGAAGAUGAAGGUUUGGGCUAUGAGGACAGACACAAGUUUGCUAAAACUCAAAUGUAUGACUAUGAUUACAAAAACAAGGAAAACGACAACUUCACUAACUUUGAACCGACCUACAAUAUCACUGAUUCACCCAUAAGGCCCAGGUUUAGGGAAUACAAGCUGACCAGCUUUGAAGACUUUGAACCAACUUAUGCCAAUGAAUAUUCGCCAAAAGAUAAGUCUCCUGAUCUAAGUAAUCAAUAUAGAGGAAGGGGAGACGGUAUGGAUACUAAAAAGAAACAAUAUGAGACAGAACCAACAAAGAUUGAUUUAGAUUUCAAUGAACUGAGCCAUAGACGUCAGCUUUUGGAAUCAAGAUUAAAUGCUCGAAGACUUGAUAGAGAGCGAAAUAUUGAGGAACCCAUAUCGAGGUAUUUACCUGAAGAUCCGAUAUAUGAAGCUGAAAAACGUAUGCAAGCCACUGAGCGAUACGUAAACGAAACAGUUCGUUACUAUCGGAAUACAUUAGAAAGGGAUGGUUUCGCUGAAAGCAGUGUUACUGAAGAUUACAGUAAAUAUGAUUCGGACAAUAAUAAAGUCAAAUACAAUACAGAAAGUAGAACCUUCCAAAAAGUUCCUAAAGGAGAACUUGAUAGGCGUGAGUUCAUUGAUAAGUUGGAGCCUAGAUACAAGAGUUCUAAAAAAGAUUUCCCUCCAGAGCCUGAGUAUGAGCCUCCAAGCUUGGAUUCAAACACUGGCAAACCCUUACUCAGCCCUGAUGAAUAUAAAGAGAAAAAAUAUAAAGCUAAAAAGCAACUUACUUCUAGUCAUGAUGUACUUCAAAGUGGACAAAAAUAUAAAGGCAAAGAAUAUUUCGGUAAGAGAAAAGGACAUUACUCCUCCAAUCCUGAGAUUGCUCAAGAACGUGAAGAGGAUUAUGCGAAUCUCCCAAAAUAUGCCGAUUCAUACCAUUCACUGCGUCGAGUGAAGAACAAAGACAGAUACAAGGAAGAGUUUGGCAUGACACGACAUGAUUCUGGUGACAGUAGAGAGUACUACCGAGACGACAGAUCACCUCGUCGCUUCGAUAUUGAUAACAGACUAGUUGAUUCUGGAAUUGAAAAUGACUUUAGGAAAGACUCAAGCGGAGAAAUACAUAGAACGAGACACAGGAGACAUGAGAGUGACGAUGACGUUAGGGACACCUCAUUAUUUUUGGCUAGUGAACGACAGCAUACAGAAGAUAACUAUCCAGCUGAGCAAAUAUAUGCUAACGGAGAGUAUUUGGCAAGGUUCAAGGAUUAUAGGGAUGACGGAUAUAGGAAGGACUACACGAGGCGAGAUAGAAGUGCUGAUGAAGGGUCACACUUUGAGCCAAAACAUGAAAGAUACGAGAAAAGUCCUAGUAGACUUGAUGAUAAAGUCAGUGCGAAACCGCCUAAGGCAAAAAAACUAACUGGACUUGAAAAGAUGAAACAGCUGUUCUCUCGCGACUCUUCUAAGAAGAGCAAGAAAGAGAAGGAAGUAGUCCAGCCAAAGACUCGCACACGGGUGCUCAAGAGCCCUGAACAUCUUGCCAGAGACGACUCCGAAUACAGAAGGUACACCGACCCAGAACCAAGUGAUAUCAUAGUGAAGAAAAUCGACUAUGAAUGCAAGGCAGACGAGCGAAGGUACAGAAACUCCAGGGAAGAUCUGGACAGGCAAAGGAGCUCCAGGGAAGAACUGGACAGGCACAGAAGCUCCAGGGAAGAUCUGAACAGGUACAGGAGCUCAGACCCUCGAGACAGCGACCCUGAGAGGAAAUAUAGAGAAGAUUAUGAUGGAAGAUACGACAAGACCCUAAAAGAAGAAAGAAGAUACAAAGAACGUAAAGAGGAAAAGAGACGGUACCAUUCGUCGGAUAGAGAGAGUGACAGGCAGUCGAGACCUUCUGACGGAGAGAGUGAUUUGAGGAAGUCGAGAUCCAGACCUUUGGACUCACCCGCUUUGGCUGAACGUUACCGCGAGAGACGCAGGCUGGCCACGCCGAGCCCGACUCCAUCCCCGCCACGACGGCAGGCCGCCCCCACACCACCCGCGGGCAACUGGUUCAAGUCUCUCGAUCGUCUUACCAGGAAGAAGAAGAAUACUAAGAUCGAGAAAGAAAGUAUAAUAACAACAGAAGAUGAGGCACCACGGAAAACGUAUCCCAAACCCGCCAAACCUUUGACAUCACCUGCAAAGAACCUUCGCUUUUUCGGAGACACAGAUCCGGAUUCAGACGCCAAUGUCAAACCUUCAACAGAAACGAAACGAUACACUCAUACAAAACACGGUACACUGAGAAAAACCAUCUCAAAUUCCAGUACAGGUCUAGAUGAAGUAGAUCAUGGUGAAUUAACAAGUAAAAGUUACUCUCUUUCGAACCUACAUAGAGACGAAAAAAGGGAAUCACCAAACGGCAAACACUACAAACGAAAUCUGCAGAACAUAUCCGAAAUACAGAGUAAUUCGGAAACAGAGAGCCAAUUUGAUAGGAAGGUGAAUGCGAAGCCGCCAAUCAGUCCGUAUGAAAGGUCCAGGAGUCAUAGCAGUUCGAAGACUUUGAAGGGAUCUAAAGGAGAUGUAAGGCGGAGACAUGAUGAUAGAGGCAGCUCGUCGGAAUUGAGAGGCAGUAAGCAGGAACUUAGCAGGGAUAUUAAACACCGCCGCAGGACACCAGUUACUAACUCUGGUGAGAGCAGCACUGAAGGCGAUUCCAGCCACCAAUCACAACGCAGUGUCGUUUACUUGCAUGCUACUACUGUUGGUGACAUACCAGACCCCGGUCGCAUGACACGCAACCGCUCCCGUGAUGACGUCUCCUCAGUCAACUCCUCCAACCUCCAAGUACGGACCACAUCAAAGAGCUUCUCAAUAUUCGCGCCCUGGACACCUAAACAUUACAACGACCAACACGACGUCCACUACGCACAGCGACCUCGCAAAUCAAAGCCCAAAGAAAUUGUGAAGAAGGCAUCCUCAACGAAAACGCUGACAGAAGACAGGCCAGCGACGUUACAAAAAAAUAAAUCAUACAGCCAAACCACAUUGAUUAGGCGACCACAGAACAGUCGGUUAACAAGCUCUAGCUCAACACUAUACAAAAAAUCUGAUAAAAGAAUCAAAGAAACAAACACCACACCACGGAAAUCAGUAGCAAGAGAUGGCAAAAAAUCCCAAUCAAGCGAACUAUUAAACCGGGAAAGCGACAGGGAAAGGGUAUCCCGAUCAAUAUCUAUGCCUAAAGAUAAUAACAAAAAGGCUGGAUGGUUCAGGUUGUCAAGUAAAAAUAAAAAGCCAGAAAUCAAUACUAGAGUUCGUUAA
Molecule: messenger RNA, 4770 nt
Organism: Spodoptera littoralis (African cotton leafworm)
Lineage: Eukaryota; Metazoa; Arthropoda; Insecta; Lepidoptera; Noctuidae
Source: the annotation of a GenBank genome assembly